This is a messenger RNA of Parastagonospora nodorum SN15, 1152 nucleotides long. RefSeq lists its product as hypothetical. The transcript has a single exon. The record is from RefSeq and is a predicted model, not a curated record. The coding region runs from base 1 to 1152 and encodes 383 amino acids. Lineage: Eukaryota; Fungi; Ascomycota; Dothideomycetes; Pleosporales; Phaeosphaeriaceae.
AUGGCUGCCAAUACCGCUCAACAGCAACUCAUCGCUGCACUCAAGAAGAUUCAAAAAGACUUCGGGCUGUCUGAUGCGCAGAUUCAAGCAUUACCAAAACUUGACGACAUCCAAAUCGAAGAGCAGAAAGACAGCGACUCCAUUACUUUUGACGAUAUGAAGAACCGUACCGCGCACCCGUUCAAGCUGUUCAUAGGUCGGCAGUUGAAAGAAAAGGAUGAUGGAGAUGAGUGGAGAGACUGCUUCGCGUACCUCCUGAAGAACGGCAAAUCUGCUUUCCAGAUCUUCCUCACUGGGCUUUAUCCGGAGCAGUACUGGCUAGCUGGUACCCCAGACUAUUUUGGAUCGGCAAAGGAAUUGGCCUUCCCUUUCAAUGAAUGUCUUGGUGGCAGCCGCUUUAUUGCGUUGGUGAAGUUCUAUUUCUUGCUUGGUCAUCGGGUAGGACUAUACCCAGCAGACCCAGGACAUGCUGUGACAAAUACAUGGCGCAAAGAUUUACAAGGCAUUUGUGAUGAUAUCAUCGUAGCAGAGGCUGGUAUUGCGAAAGAGAAGCGGGAGAAGGAUGGGAAGCAAAGGCUCGAGCAACCCAACCAACAAGCUCUAUCGCGCACCACGGCACAAGCGCCGCCUACACAACUACCACCACCACCAUCAUCAUCAAGGAGACAGUCGCUAAAGAAACCAUCAGUAACUACAAACACCCCUGCGGUACGCAUGGAGGACGACGGCAGCGACGAGUAUGAGCAGCGCCGUGAUAGAGCAAUGCCGCCCCCAAGCUUUUCCCCCUACGAACAUGGUUCGAAGCCGCGAGCUCCAGGUCAUUACCAACCACCACCAUAUCUAAAGCCCUUCGGCUACCGUCAGCCGCCCCCGAGUUACGGACCCAUGCCUUUCCCGCCACCGAUUGGAUACAACCCUUACACGGGCCGCCGGUAUUCAGCUCAUCCUCCAAUAGCAGCAGAAGGAUUUGGAUCGUCCGAACGUAUGAGUUCCCGAAGCAGUGAUCAUAUGCCUCCCCCGAGUCGUCCUGAGCAACCAACGGCAACCCCCAGCAGUCGUUCUCGAAACUCUUCGGCAAGCCGCCACAGCGACAACAGUCUGAAAAGUCACCCAGUCGUGAUGCUCAACAAUUUGGAUCAAGCAGCUCUGUAA